UCACAUCAUCUUGUUCCCAUUCUCCUCCUCUGUCAAAUCCCACACUAACACAUAAUAAGACUUUUUUUAUUUUUUAUUUUUUUUCUCAAUCAAAUCAGGUGGUGGCUAAUAAUUAUAACGUAGCACGAGCAGUGGAAGAGUGUCCUCUCUUAGGUUUCUUUCUGGUUUUUCUUUCAUUAAAGCUACCUCCUACGUUUUCUGGAAGGAAAACAAAACUAAUAAACAAAUAGUUUUGCAAGAGUGUACAAAUAUUUAUUCUUCUGUUGUGAGUCAACUGGGUUGGGUGGUUAUAAACAAGAAUCGGACAAAUUAAAAACAUGUAUAAGGAAGCAUUAGCGGACCGCUCCGACGACGAUGGCCUCGGAUAUGUCGAAUAUGAUCCCACUGGACGUUAUGCUCGCUUGGAUGAAAUGUUGGGAAAAGGGGCGAUGAAGAAGGUGUACAAGGCAAUCGAUAUGGUGGUUGGGAUGGAAGUGGCAUGGAGCCAAAUAAAGCUGAAUGAUUUGCUUCAUUCACCAGAUGAUUUGCAGAGGCUCUACUCUGAGGUUCAUCUUUUAAGCACCCUCAACCAUGAUUCCAUCAUCAAGUUCUAUACUUCUUGGAUUGAUGUUCAAAACACCACUUUCAAUUUCAUCACUGAGAUGUUCACUUCUGGUACCCUCAGAGGAUACAGGAAGAAGUAUACUCGAGUAGACAUCCGAGCCAUAAAGAUUUGGGCUUGCCAAAUACUCACAGGCCUUGUUUAUUUGCAUUGCCACGACCCCCCGGUCAUCCACAGAGACCUCAAGUGUGACAAUAUUUUUGUGAAUGGCCAUCUUGGACAGGUCAAGAUUGGGGACCUUGGCCUUGCAGCAAUUCUUCAUGGAUCCCAUAGAGCACAUAGCGUUAUAGGAACACCCGAGUUCAUGGCGCCAGAGCUAUACGAUGAGAAUUACAACGAGCUCGUAGAUGUGUAUUCGUUUGGGUUGUGUAUUCUAGAGAUGCUUACCGGUGAAUAUCCAUACAGUGAAUGCAACAAUCCUGCUCAAAUUUACAAGAAAGUGACCUCGGGUAAAAAGCCAAGAGCAUUUUACAAGGUUGAAGACUUGGAAGCACAGCAGUUUAUUGGCAAGUGUUUGGAACCUGUCUCCAAGAGAUUAUCUGCUAAAGAACUAAUGGUGGAUCCAUUUCUGGCCCCUGAUGAUUCUAUCGGGAAGCCACUAACAAUGGUUCCGUGUCAAAAGCCUUUUCUGAAUGACAACAUUAUUGGAAUGGAGGACCUGAAUUUGAACGAAGAUGUGCCAGCAACCAGCAUGACUAUCAAGGGGAAGUUGAAUCCUGAAGAUGAUACCAUCAUUCUUAAGGUGCAGAUUGCUGAUAAAGAAGGUGCUGUUAGGAACGUGUAUUUUCCAUUUGACAUUUUAAGCGACACACCAACCGAAGUUGCAAAUGAAAUGGUGAAGGAAUUGGAAAUCAGAGACUGGAAACCAGCUGAAAUUGCAAACAUGAUUGAUGGGGAGAUUAGUGGUCUAGUACCCCAAUGGCGGAAAUGGAAUCAGUAUGAGCCAGUAGUUGAUCACCAUGUACUUAGUUACAAAGAUGAUUUCCACAAUCCUUUCUGCUCACUCUCAUCCAGCAGCGCAUCAUCCCAAGGCUCGGUUUCAGCUCCAAUAACUUCUCAAGACAUGCAAGAUGAAGCAUACGAGGAAACAGUCUCCCAGAGCUCUUCACACUCAUCAGGAAACUAUUCCAACCUCAAUUACUUUUCAGCAGAUCAUGAGAGCAGCCCAAGAAGGCAAAGUCCGGCAGGCAUUGGUGUGAGCCACAGCAGCCAUUCAAGAUUCUGCCCCGGGGAAAGUUCAAGCACGGGGGAGGCCGUAGCGCGCAUGUGUCACAGACAGUGCAGGGCUAUGAUUGAACAGAAACAAGACAACAUGCGGAGAUUAACAAGGAACAAGUCGCUAGUAGACAUGCGCAGCCAGUUGCUGCACCGGACAUUGAUAGAGGAGGUGCACAAGCGGCGGCUGUUCAAGACGGUUGGAGCAGUGGAGAAUAUCGGGUUUGAAGUGCCUCGUGAGGGAUCCUGCAGAUCAAAGAGGUUGAGUGAUCAUUGUGGUCAUAAACCAAAGAGGAAUAAUUCAUGAUUCUUGCUUGCUAGCUAGCUCAUUGUAUACUACAAUAUAUUAUGAUUGCCUAUUACAUUACAAUGUAUGUGUAAAUAUCUUUAUACUAGUGUAAUGUCAUCCUCAAGAGAUUACAGAUA
Molecule: messenger RNA, 2242 nt
Organism: Ipomoea triloba (trilobed morning glory)
Lineage: Eukaryota; Viridiplantae; Streptophyta; Magnoliopsida; Solanales; Convolvulaceae
Product: probable serine/threonine-protein kinase WNK4
Exons: 7
Coding region: 318-2123 (601 amino acids)
Biological process (GO): protein phosphorylation; intracellular signal transduction
Cellular component (GO): cytoplasm
Molecular function (GO): protein serine/threonine kinase activity; ATP binding
Source: RefSeq, a predicted model, not a curated record